UACUUGACACAGUGGCUGGAGUGGUGCGCAAAUUGGCUUGAACUGGCGAGAAUUUAGUACCCAAGUCGAUCUCGGCUUGGCCUUCACUGCACGCACAUACAGCAACGGUUCCCGAUUUUCGCUCGCUCAGUCGCUAUGCUUAUCGUCCUCGGCCGCUGCCCGCCCUGGCUGGCACGAGGAGGCAGCCGUAUGCUCUCUUCGCUUGCCCACACGCGCAGCCGCCUGUCCCAGAACCUCAACCACCAACCGAGGCAAUUCGGCUGCGCCGCCCUGACCCCCCACUUGCCCGUCCCGGCAGCCCCGCCGCAGCCUCGCCCGGCCCCCCGCCACGCACUGAGCACAAAGAUGGGCCCGCUGCCGCCUUCCACCACCACCCCGCCGCUGCCGGCAAGGCCCGGGAUCGGUGGCGGCCCCCAACCGGGAGGGCCUCAGCAGCAGCGGCUCCCGAUCCCCGCCCGGCUGCUCAUCUACCACGGCUCCACGGCCCGCAUCACCUUCCUGGCCUGCCUCCGGCUGGGCACUCUCUUCAUCUGCGUCUUCUUCUGCCUCGCCGUCGCCCCCGCGUACCUGCGGGACCCGAGCGGGGGCGGCGAGGCGCUGUUGAAAGCCGGUGCCGCCUUGCUCUCCGGUCUCGUGCCUUUUGCCUUUGUGUACCUCUCCACGGCGCCGUUUGUCGCCUUCAUACAUCUGCCGCUCCCUCCGUUCGCUAGGCAGAGCAAGGAGCUGCUCAAGAGGUUCGUCGCCAGCGUGCCCGAAACGACCAGCCUCGAGAUCACCACCAUCAGUCUCAUCGGCAAGCCUCGCGUCACUCGCGUCUCCGUGGCCAGCAUGGUCCCCACCAGCCAGCGCUUCGGACUUGUCAAUUACGUUGUUCGCCCGCCACCGCCCGCUCCCGCCCGCUCUCCGCUGAAUCGCGGGCCGCCAACCAAGUUCAGCAUCCAGCACAACUCCCAAAGGGACGCUCGCGAGGCCUGGGUGUGGGACUCGGUUGCCGCCGCUAUUGCCCGCCGGUCCGCCACCUGAAAGGCCUCCGGGCCGGCAUGGUGCCACGUGCUCCAAAAAGGUCUUGUUUUUGUUCUACAGUUGAUACCAUGGAGUGCCUUCCGGAGUUCUAUCUCCUUCUCAUUUAUCAUCAACCCUAUUUUUCCCUCCAUUCUUUUGUAGUGUGUGUGUGUGCUUCCUCCCUUGCCCAGCAUGUCGCGCCCGCACACGAAACUGUGACAACACUACCCUUGAUACUUUUACAAACCCCUGGCGCCCGAAGCCUAUGCUGGCAUUCGCGCCAUGAAUGCUAUAACGCCCAAGAGACGUAAGAUUGAAGUUCCAGUCCCAAUGGCCAACCAAACAAGAAACGUAUCCAGUCAAGAAAAAGAAGGAGAUGAAUAAAGCAAAGCAGCUUGAGUUUCUCCUGUUGUCAUAGAGAGAAUGGAUAAAAAGUAGAUGCGGCGUGAGUCCAUAUGCGAAAGGAAAUGGAGGCGUUUUCCUA
Messenger RNA from Gaeumannomyces tritici R3-111a-1, 1486 nucleotides. RefSeq lists its product as hypothetical. The record is from RefSeq and is a predicted model, not a curated record. Lineage: Eukaryota; Fungi; Ascomycota; Sordariomycetes; Magnaporthales; Magnaporthaceae. The coding region runs from base 136 to 1023 and encodes 295 amino acids. The transcript is spliced from 2 exons.